UUGUUUUUUUCUGCUAUUAUUGUUGUUUUUUCUUAAUUGUGUGGAGAAUUAAAAAUUCUUUUUUUUGGAUUAUUUCUGUUUUAUUGAAAGAAAAUUAAUAUAAAAACAAAAAUUAAAAAUAUUUUUUGCAAAUAACAAAAAAAAACCUAAAGUAGAGAUGUGGCAACGUUGUUAGUUAACGUGUUUUAGAGUUACCGUAUUGGUUAUAAUUGUUAACUUUUCAAUUAGAGAAAAUUUAAUUAAAAUUUUAAGUGCCAAAUAAUUUUUUUUUUCAUUGUAAAAAUUGAAAAAAAUUAUUGUAAAUUAUUUGCACUUUCAUUUUGCAUAACACUUUUGCUACGAGUGUGUUUUGUGUGGUGUAUUUUUGCAGUACAAAUAAAAAAAAAUGUUUAAAUGUGUAGGAGGGCAGCAGAAAAAGUAACUUAAAGUAGUUUAUUUAGUGUCCAACAACACUCAACCAUCUGGCAGCACCCUAUUUACCAAAUGAAAUCGAUAAUGUGUACAAAAGACAAACGAUAGAAAGAGAUAACAGCACACAACAUACGCACAAAUGAAAAAGCAAACAGAAAGAGAAAAAACUGGCGCGAACUGAACGAAGAAAACGAGCAAGAAAAAAAAACACAACGAAAAUGGCGAUACCGACAAACAACGAAGAACUACGAAUAGAAUGACGAAGUGAAAAAAAUCCAUUUUCUAAUAAUUAUUCGAAAUUACGCUUUGCCAGUGAAAUUCCUUCAUGUCUGUGUCAAGUAUAAAUUGAAUAAAAAUAAAAAAUCAAAGAAAAAUAAUUAAAAACCAACAAAAAAAGAAAAUUACAAUUGAAAAGUAAUUGUGGAAAAACAAAUAAUUGCAAAAACUAUAAUUGUAGCAACAAUUUUUACAAAACAACAAAAAAGUUGUGUUUGAAAAAAACAGUGUGUUGUACAAAAAAAAAAAAAAGAUUUUUGGAAAAAAGCAAAAAAAGAAGACAUAAUUAAAAAAGUAUAUACAAGACCUUGAGUGGAAAAAAAAAAUUUAAAGAAAAAAAUCUACAAACAGAAAACUACAAAAAAGGAGUGUGUAAUAAAUAACAAAAUUACUGAAAAACAAAAUUUAUAAAAAAAACAACGAAAAUUAAAGAAAAAAAUUAAAUUUUAUUAAAAUAAAAACAGUGAAGUGAUUGUUACUUUAACAAAUAAAGUAUAAAAAACCAAACACAAAUUCGCUGUGCGAAAAAAAUUUUAACAAAAAAUUUAAGCAAAAACAACAAAAAAAAAGUGUAAAAUACUAAAAUAAAUGAAUUCCUCUUAUUAUUUAAUAGUAUUUUAUCUAAUGUGACGUCAAAUAUAAGCAGCAGCAACAAUUUAAAUUGAACAAAUUAUUCAACUAAAUAAAAAAAAAAACAUACUGUGCACCUUAAUAUUUAUUCCCUCUCUUUUUGUGGUGUUGUUGUUUUAAUUUUCUUAAAAGAAAAUAAAACGACCAGAACAAACACAUCAAAUAACAAAAAAAAAAAAAAAUAAAAGAAAUAUUUGAUUUAAAUGCUAUUUUCCUUUUUGGCAAAUUAUGCAAAAAUCAUUACAUUUAUAUGCAACAAAUACAACAAUAAAAACAACUUGUACAACAACUAUUACAGGCAAUAUUGCUAAAUUAUUUUUAACUUAAAAAUUUGUGGUAAAAAAAGUAAAAUCUUCAAAAAAAUAUUCGAAAAUAUAACUAACAGCUUUCAUUAGCAAAGGAAUUUCACCUAAUACCGCUUUUAUGCCCCCAAAAAAGCUACAAAAGCUUAAAGAAAUCCAUAAAAUCUAAACAUAUAAAUUGGAUUUAUAUAUUAAAUUUACUCGCCAAAAGGUUAAUUACAACCAAAAGUACGCAAAAAUCCACCAAAAUACAACAAUUAAAAUUCAACUCAACAAAAUAAAAAGAAAAAUCACGGCUACAAAAUGGCUCAACGAAGUCAUCAAUAUUUUAGUUUGCGAUGGAAUAACUAUCAAAACACCAUGACUUCGGUGUUUCAGCAAUUGCGUGAAGAUUUAUCAUUUGUUGAUGUAACCCUAUCAUGUGAACAUGGUUCUCUUAAGGCCCACAAGGUGGUGCUUUCAGCCUGUUCAUCAUAUUUUCAAAAAUUAUUAUUGGAGAAUCCCUGCAAACAUCCAACCAUAAUAUUGCCAGGCGAUAUUAUAUUUACAGAUUUAAAAACCAUCAUUGAUUUUGUUUAUCGUGGUGAAAUUGAUGUAACCGAAUCAGAACUACAGGGUCUUCUACGCACCGCUGAACAGUUAAAAAUUAAAGGUCUUUGUGAGACAGCAGAAAAUGCCGAUGAUCUGAACGAUACGGCCACAGCAACAAUAACAGUAUCUGAGAAUAUACAGCAAGCUGUCGUUGGUAAUAUUGUCAAUGCUACAGUAGUACCAGGUCCGCAAUCACCACCUAUACCCCACCAACAACAUCAGCAGCCACAACAGCAAACGUCACAGCAGCAGCAGCAACAACAGCAGCAACAGCAUCAACACCAGCAACAACAAUUAACCACAACCGCCGUUUUAAGUCCGGGAAGUGCUCAACAGUUAGCCGCCACAGGACAAUUGGUAACAUCAACACCUGCCACAACACCCCAGCAGCAGCAACAGCAGCAGCAACAACAACGAAAAUCCCGCGUACGCAAACGUUCAAAAUCCCCCGAUUUACAAUUGCAACAGCAGCAACAACACCAUCAACAGCAACAAAAUCAACAGCAUCCACAGGCAAUAUUAAUACAAAAUCAAAAUCAGGCUGCUAUUGUCAGUCUACAACAGACAUCGGCUGGUAAUUAUAUACCCGUGUCGGGAGUACAAACGGUAACCACCAGUGUAGCGGGUGGUCCACAGCAGCAACAACAACAGACCACCAUUGUAACAGCGGACGAUUCUGAUUCGGAUAAACCGUCGCUGCAAAAGAUUUGUAAAACUGAAGCAUCAUCCGCUUCACCGGCGUCCACUUCAUCGGCAUCGGCAUCAAAUAAUGCUGGUGGCGUAACUGCGGUCACAGCAUCGGGCACAGCGAUCGUAACACAAAUUGUAGUAGCAAGAGACGGAAAAGAUAAAAAUAUGACUAGUUUAGGCAUGGGAAUGAAUGGUGGCAUUCUAGGAGUCCCUAUGGGCUUUUUAGAUUUUGCCCCCGAACCACCGGCACCAUCGGCAACACCAGUUACGGUUACAGAACACGUUGAUUUAUCCUGUAACCCCAGUACGGAUACCAGAGAUUUAUCAAAUCCCUCAGAACCGCUCGAUAUCGACAAUCAUUUGGCUCAACACAUGAUACAACGGCUCGAUCAAUCUCCCAUGCACACGAUUCACCAUCAGACCGGUGAAGAAUCAAAUUCGAAUCUGGUACAGCAUAUAAAGAGUGAAGUAAUCGAUGCCAAACAACAGCAGCAGCAGCAACAACAGCAGCAACAACAAGCUGCUGCUGUAGCCGCCGCUCAUCAUCAAGCUCAACAGCAGCAGUUGCAUGCACAACAAUUAGCAGCAGCGCAAGGACAAACACAUCAGCAGCAACAACAGCAGGCAGCCCACCAACAGCAGCAACAACAGCAGCAGGCACAUCAACAACAUCACCAGCAGCAACAGGCCCACCAGCAGCAUCAUCAGGAAAUAACCGGAGCCACCGUUAUGGAGAUUGAUCCGAGCCAAAUAAAACAUGAGCCGGGCAUGAUAAUAACACCGGAAAUUGUAAAUAUGAUGACGACAGGGCAUAUGGUCCUUCCAGACAUGUACAAUUCCGAUACGAGCGAUGAUUCAAUGAUGAUUGCCAACGGUUCACCACAUGAUCAAAAUGAACCCCAUUACACGAAUUUAGAUCAACAGCAUGGCGAUAUGAAAGGUCAGUUUAAUGGUCCCAAAACUUGGACACAAGAUGAUAUGAAUUCAGCUUUAGAUGCACUGAAGAAUCAAAACAUGAGCCUGACGAAAGCAUCCGUUACCUAUGGCAUCCCCUCAACCACCCUCUGGCAAAGGGCCCACCGCAUGGGCAUUGAAACACCGAAGAAGGAAGGAGGUACAAAAUCAUGGAACGAAGACUCACUCAACAAUGCACUGGAGGCUUUGCGUUCGGGACAAAUAUCGGCGAAUAAAGCAUCGAAAGCCUUUGGUAUACCUUCGUCAACGUUGUAUAAAAUAGCACGACGUGAAGGUAUACGAUUGGCAGCGCCGUUUAAUGCCGCCCCCACCACCUGGACGCCGGAAGAUUUGGAACGGGCCUUGGAGGCAAUACGUGCUGGGCAUACAUCGGUACAGAAGGCAAGUGCAGAAUUUGGUAUACCCACAGGCACAUUAUAUGGUCGUUGUAAACGUGAGGGCAUCGAAUUAUCCCGUUCAAAUCCUACACCCUGGUCUGAAGAUGCUAUGAAUGAAGCUUUAAAUUCUGUGCGCAUUGGCCAAAUGUCUAUAAAUCAAGCUGCUAUCCAUUAUAAUUUACCCUAUAGUUCUUUAUAUGGUCGCUUUAAGCGCGGUAAAUACGAUGUGGCCAAUACAAGUGGUACUUCCAUCAAUAAUACAUCGGGCAAUACCUCUGGUAGUAUUGAAAUUAUUGAACAUAGUCAAGAGAAUUCGUUGCCUAUGUUUCAGCAACAAUUCCAAUAUAGUCCAUCGCCGCAUCAGCAACAGCACGGUGGCAGUAGUACACCGCAGCAAAGUCAAACGCCACAGCAUCUACAGCAACAUGUUGUGCACAUACAGCAACAGCAUCAUCAGCAACAGACUCAACAUGCCCAACAUAUCCAACAGCAAGAUGUUGUAACAUCGUCAAGUCAACAACAGCAGCAACAACAACAAGUCCAACAGCAACAACAUGCCAGCAAUUCGGCAGCCUCCCAACAGCAACAACAACAACAGCAGCAACAACAAAUUCAACAGAUUUAUCAUCAUCACAGUACACCCGAGAGAAGUUGAGAAUCACUGCAAAUUGUAUCAGCCGCCUCUACUGUUGCUGUCGCAGCAGUAGCAGCAGCCGCAGCAGCAAAUCUUAGUGGCGGUUUAAGUCACAAUACAACAACAACACAUCAUCAACAUCAGCAUCAUCAUAGCGUAACAACAAUUGCUGCCAGCAAUAGCGGCAACAAACGUAAGAAAACCUCGAAAACAAAACGUUGAAUAAACUAAAAUUAGAUAAAAGAAAAACAACAACAGUGUCCAAAAAAACAAGGGAAAAAGAAAGGAAGAAUGGAACAGAGAGAGAGAGUUGAGGAAAUAUGUUUUUGUUGUCCACUUUUAAUUGCAGCAACUAACACUCUCUAGUAAAAAGUGUCAAGAGUUUUUUUUUUCUAGUUUAUUUUAAGUGCGAAAUAGAAAACCGAUAAAAAUGUUGAUUGAUCGAUUACCGAACGAAUGUGGUUGAGGAUGGAUGAAUGUACUACAAAAGCAAAAGAAAGGAUGGCUGUUUUGUUAUUGUUCUGUUGGAUGGGUGAAUUUAUUAUUAUUUUUAUUAUUAUUAUUUUUUUUUUCUCUUAAGGUGUAAGUUUAUCCUCCUUAUUUCUAAUUUUUAUUAAAUUUAUUAUUACAAAAAA
Messenger RNA from Lucilia sericata (common green bottle fly), 5521 nucleotides. RefSeq names its product probable serine/threonine-protein kinase yakA (gene psq). The transcript has 11 exons. NCBI's taxonomy places the organism in Eukaryota, Metazoa, Arthropoda, Insecta, Diptera, Calliphoridae. Gene Ontology annotation, cellular component: nucleus. Gene Ontology annotation, biological process: regulation of transcription by RNA polymerase II. The record is from RefSeq and is a predicted model, not a curated record. The coding region runs from base 1923 to 4907 and encodes 994 amino acids. Gene Ontology annotation, molecular function: protein binding; DNA binding.